AUGGUGUUGGCUCUUAUUAUAGCAAUACCCCUUCUGGUUCAAACUUCGAAGACGUCGGCUCAUUAUGAAAUGAUGGGCACAUGCCGAAUGAUCUGUGAUCCAUACAACCCGAAGCCCAGCGCUACCGCCAUGGAAGUUAUGCAGGACCUUAGUGCCAUCCCGCCUCCAUCGUUUGUUCAAGGGACUAGAGGGGAACCGGGAAGACCGGGAAAACCUGGACCGAGAGGUCCGCCGGGUGAACCAGGUCCUCCUGGUCCAAAAGGACCACCGGGAGAUAAGGGAGAGUCCGGGAAGCCUGGUUUUCCCGGGCUGACCUCGGGGACAGCGAGGACCGAAACUGGAGACGUUAGCGCGGUGUUGGGCGGCACAAAGAUCGCUUUUUAUGUUGGUCUCAAGAACCCCCAUGAAGGAUACGAAGUUCUAAAGUUCGACGACGUGGUGACGAACCUGGGGAACCAUUACGACCCGUCAACCGGCAAGUUCACGUGUCAAGUGUCCGGAAUCUAUUUCUUUACCUACCAUGUGCUAAUGAGAGGGGGUGACGGUACGAGCAUGUGGGCAGAUCUCUGUAAAAACGGACAGGUCCGUGCAAGCGCCAUUGCCCAGGACGCUGACCAGAACUACGAUUAUGCCAGCAACAGCGUGGUCCUUCACCUGGACUCUGGCGACGAAAUAUACGUCAAACUGGACGGCGGAAAAGCUCACGGGGGCAACAACAACAAGUACAGCACAUUUUCUGGUUUUAUUUUGUACCCCGACUAAACGGACACACGCAGAUAUUCCUGGCUCUACCAAUUAAAACAGCGGUCCCCGAACAGGCAUACUGCUAAGAUGCGUUAUGUCCAUUUUUGUUUUGUGGAGAAGGGACAAACACCGGGUUUUCUUUCCCAUUGAAUAACCAUUACAAAGAAGACAUAGCCGUUUGAGGUCAUUUUGUUUGAAUGUGAUCAUGUUUGCUUGGCUAGUCUGUGAUGUAUUUAAUACGUAUAUAAUAUAUAUGAAUAAAUAUGUGUAUCGAAGAGGAAUAUAAAAAUAAGUUAAAGUAAGAAGAUAAAUGACAAAAAAACCUAUGUUUAAUGUUCUUCCACAUAGUAAAAUGCUCAGUGUUAAUUAAAAUAGCUAUAAAGGAAUUUAAAUAAAGCCAAUAGGGAUCACGUGUACGUGUCAGAAUAAAUGUUGGCUUCUCAAAGUUAAUUUAACACUGAUCCUUUUACUCUACACGGUCCAAAUGUUAACUAAGCGAUAUGUCAUUUAUGUUCUUUUAUUCCAUUACACGAUGUCCAUAACAAAUAAGUAUUUCAAUAAAUAUUAUGUUUUUUAAUAAA
Anguilla anguilla (European eel) is the source of this 1325-nucleotide messenger RNA. RefSeq names its product complement component 1, q subcomponent-like 2 (gene c1ql2). The record is from RefSeq and is a predicted model, not a curated record. Gene Ontology annotation, molecular function: protein binding. The transcript has 2 exons. Lineage: Eukaryota; Metazoa; Chordata; Actinopteri; Anguilliformes; Anguillidae. Bases 1 to 762 code for a protein of 253 amino acids.